Messenger RNA from Hibiscus syriacus, 450 nucleotides. RefSeq lists its product as uncharacterized. NCBI's taxonomy places the organism in Eukaryota, Viridiplantae, Streptophyta, Magnoliopsida, Malvales, Malvaceae. Bases 1 to 450 code for a protein of 149 amino acids. The transcript has a single exon. The record is from RefSeq and is a predicted model, not a curated record.
AUGGCAAUCCUUGAUAGACUACCAACUAGAGAGAGGCUUUCUCGAAUGGGAAUUACCACUGUAGAUUCUUGUGUAUUAUGCAAUGACUACGUUGAAUCGAGAAACCACUUGUUUGCUGAUUGUACAACAGCAACAACCUUAUGGAAAGCAAUUUUAAGGCUCAAUCACCUAACCAAGCCUCCUAUGUCAUGGGAUAGUAUGCUUGCAUGGGCUAUUACUGCUUGGAAAGAUAAAUCUCUUCUAACUUCCAUCAUGAAGAUUGCUUGGUGUACUUUCAUUUACACAGUUUGGGAGGAAAGAAACAGAAGAAUUUUUCAGGGGAGAGCUCGAACAGUUGAAGAGAUGUUAAGCUCCAUAAAGGAGAUUGUUGGUGCUCAGCUUAGCAAUAGAAACCUUAAUAGACUUGAUAGUGUUAACUCUCUUCUUUGUAUCAAUUGGGGUAUAGGCUAA